Neoarius graeffei (lesser salmon catfish) is the source of this 1201-nucleotide messenger RNA. RefSeq names its product apolipoprotein O-like (gene apool). The record is from RefSeq and is a predicted model, not a curated record. Gene Ontology annotation, biological process: cristae formation. Lineage: Eukaryota; Metazoa; Chordata; Actinopteri; Siluriformes; Ariidae. Bases 69 to 995 code for a protein of 308 amino acids. The transcript has 9 exons. Gene Ontology annotation, cellular component: MICOS complex.
CGUUUCUCUCUGACCCGUGCUGACCCUCUCGGGCUUCCGUAGAGACAGUGUGAGAGGGGAACGGCAACAUGGCGGCCAAGGUGGUGAAGUUGGCCGUGGUACCAGCUGCUUUGGGUUUGGCCUCGUUCCGAGUUUAUGCCACGCCUGAGGAAAAGACGGACAAACAGAUUUCACCACACGAGUUGUCGAUCUACAGCACAGAGCCAACAGCACUACGGUAUGUGGAGGAGAAACCAGGACGCCUGCAGACAAGCUUCGGGCUGAUGAGAGGAAAGCUUCAGUCUUGCGUCAGAGCUGUCGAGAAUACUUGCACCUCAGUCAAAGUCGGCGUUACGUCUUUAUACCAAACUGGACAAGACACGUAUAAUUUCCUAAGGGACCCACCUCCUGGCUUCCUGCCCAGAGUUGGGAUAAUCACUGUGUCUGGAUUGGCUGGCCUCAUCCUGGCACGCAAAGGCUCUCGGCUAAAGCGAAUCGGUGUUUCUCUGACGCUGGUAACUGUUGGCGCUGCUGUGUGCUACCCCAUGCAUACUGUCAGACUUGUAAAGGUGACCGGUCAGAAAGUGUCUGCUGCCGGUUCUUUGGUUGCCUCUUUGUUUAAAUCCAAACCCAAAGAGGAAGGCAUCGUUCCUGACACAAGUCUGAAGCAUGCAUCAGAAGAGCUUGUCCCUCACGCUGAUGACGAACCACAAGAAAAGGUGUCCUCCUUGCCCGAGGCUGCCUCAGUUAUACAAGAAUUUGCCCCUGAAAUGACUCCACCUGAGGCUGCAUCUGCAGAACCUUCUCCAGCUGGAGACAUCACUUCCACCUCAUCAGUUGUUGAAAAUUUGCUUGAAUCUGCUGCUCACCUGGUUGCUGAGGAAACCACAUCACUGAAAGAGAUCACAACCGGUCCUCCCGUCAAAGAGAAGCCACAGUUCCUUCCUGACCCAGCUUUAUCAGAUCACGGACAGGCUCAUCCUGAAGACGCCGACUUGUACAGCACACGGGCAUAAAACAGAAAACCCAACCAACCAGAGAAUGAGAACGGAUAGUAAAGAGGAACAAUUUGGAGUUCUGGUUUAAGACGUACCAGAAAGAUUUUCAAUAUCCAGAGCUGUCCUCAGGUUACAUUUAUUUAAAAAAAAAAACAAGCAAAUGAGAACAUGUUUGAAGAUUGAACACCUUUUUGAUGUGAAGCUUUAUAAAGCAUACCACUCAA